Molecule: messenger RNA, 1678 nt
Organism: Nannospalax galili (Upper Galilee mountains blind mole rat)
Lineage: Eukaryota; Metazoa; Chordata; Mammalia; Rodentia; Spalacidae
Gene: Lipc
Product: lipase C, hepatic type
Biological process (GO): lipid metabolic process
Molecular function (GO): triacylglycerol lipase activity; apolipoprotein binding
Source: RefSeq, a predicted model, not a curated record
UCUCUUUAGCACCAGAAAUUAGCAAGAAGACCUCAGACCCAGGUGAGACAGGAGAAAUGAGGAGUCCCCUCCGAGUCCCCGGUUUCUUGCUUUUAUGCAUCUUUAUCCAAUCAAGUGCCCAUGGACAAAGCCUGGGAUCAGAGCCAUUUAGGAGACGCGGUGGAGCGGCUGAAACCAGGAAACGGUUGCAGGACGCACAGACCAGAUUGCUGCUCCUCAAAGACGGAAGUGACCGUCUGGGCUGUCAGCUCAGGCUCCAUCGUCCAGACACGCUGCAGGAGUGCGGCUUCAAUGCCUCCCAGCCGCUGGUCAUGAUCAUCCACGGGUGGUCGGUGGAUGGCUUCCUCGAAAACUGGAUCUGGAAGAUGGUGGCCGCACUGAAAUCCCGGCAGGCCCAGCCUGUGAACGUAGGGCUGGUGGACUGGAUCUCCCUGGCUUACCACCACUAUGCUGUUGCUGUCCGCAACACCCGCAUUGUGGGCCAGGAGGUGGCCACUCUUCUCCUAUGGCUGGAGGAAUCCAUGCAAUUUUCUCCCAGCAAGGUUCACCUGGUUGGAUAUAGUUUGGGAGCCCAUGUCUCAGGAUUUGCAGGCAGCUCCAUGGGUAGCAAACACAAGAUUGGAAGAAUCACAGGGUUGGACCCAGCAGGCCCUAUGUUCGAGGGAACUUCCCCUAGCGACCGUCUUUCUCCGGAUGAUGCUAUUUUUGUGGAUGCCAUUCACACCUUUACCCGGGAACACAUGGGCCUGAGUGUAGGCAUCAAACAGCCCAUCGCCCACUACGACUUCUACCCCAACGGGGGCUCCUUCCAGCCAGGCUGCCACUUCCUGGAGCUCUACAAACACAUUGCAGAGCAUGGCUUAAACGCCAUCACACAGACCAUCAAAUGUGCCCAUGAGCGCUCGGUACACCUUUUCAUCGACUCUUUGCAACACAAAGAUCUACAGAGCACAGGCUACCAGUGCAGUGACAUGGACCGCUUCAGCCAGGGCCUGUGCCUGAGCUGCAAGAAGGGUCACUGCAACACGCUGGGCUACAACAUCCGCAGGGAGCACUCGGGCAAAAACAGGAGGCUCUUCCUCAUCACCAGAGCCCAAGCCCCCUUCAGAGUUUACCAUUACCAGUUCAAGAUCCAGUUCAUCAACCAAAUUGAGAAGCCAGUGGAGCCCACUUUCACUAUGUCACUGCUGGGAACAAAGGAGGAAAUGAAGAUUCCCAUCACUCUGGGUGAAGGAAUCACCAGCAAUAAAACUUAUUCUUUCCUUAUCACAUUGGAUAAGGACAUCGGUGAACUGAUCGUCAUCAAAUUCAAAUGGGAAAAGAGUGCAGUGUGGCCCAACAUCUGGAACACAGUGCAGACCAUCAUCCCGUGGGGCGUGGUGCCCCACUACUCAGGCCUGGUUUUGAAGACUAUCCGGGUCAAAGCUGGAGAGACACAGCAAAGAAUGACAUUUUGCCCAGAGAGCACGGAUGAUCUACAGCUUCACCCCACCCAGGAGAAAGUCUUUGUGAAAUGUGAAGUAAGCACAAACAUUGAAACGAAAGAACAGAUGAGUCAGAGACCCAUGCCAAGAACAAAUAAACCAUAUGCUGCCAUACCUGCAAUGGCUGCCUUAUUUGGAAACCAAAAUUACAUGAAUAAUCUUGCAUAAAUUUAAAUAAAACAGGUAUAAAGAAG